AUGGCUCACCGCACAACCGCCCCCUAUAGGCCCCAGGACCCCCAGGAGACCCUGGAGCUCGUGCUGAGCUUGGAGGCGCACACCACCAAGGGCAAGUCCAAGGGUGGCUUCUCCGUCCGCAAGCACACCUUCGACCUGCCUAACGGCCGCACCAUCGACUCGUGGCGCCUGCAGGACUGGGACUACAAGAAGCCGAACCUUCCCACCUAUGCUCGCGGCCUCUUCACCUACAAGAACCUUGCCGGAAUCCACGAGAUCGCCGUCCGCGGCUACGACAAAUUCUUCAACCACGGCGAAGUCAACAAGACACAGUGGCGGAAUGUGGAGAAGAACACCAGGGGUCCCUACGAGCUGAGCGUGAAGGAGAACGGUUGCAUCAUAUUCAUUGCAGGCUUGGAAGACGGCACGCUGCUUGUUUGCAGCAAGCACUCGACCGGUGCGCGCCAGGACACGCCGCUCAGCCAUGCUCAGGCUGGUGAGAAAUGGGUCGAGAGGCACCUGGCGACGGUGGGGAAGACCAAGGAGGAGCUGGCAUAUGCCCUGAGGCGUAUGAACGCAACUGCCGUGGCUGAGCUUUGCGACGACGAGUUCGAGGAGCACGUUCUGGCCUAUACCCCCGAGCAGUCCGGACUCUACCUUCAUGGAAUCAACAUUAACGUACCCGAGUUCAUGACAUACCCUGGACACCUGGUCGACAAAUUUGCCGAGGAGUGGGGUUUCAAGAAGACCAUGUACGUCAUGGAGGAGGAUAUUGUGAAGGUUAAGGGAUUCCUGGAUGGCGUUGCCGAGACUGGCGCCUACGCUGGCCGUGACACCGAGGGCUUCGUUAUCCGCUGCCAGGCAAGGGAUAGUGAGAAUGCCCCGUGGGAGGAUUGGUUCUUCAAGUACAAGUUCGAGGAGCCUUACCUCAUGUACCGCCAGUGGCGUGAGUGCACCAAGGCAAUCAUCGCAGGAAAGGAGCCGAGGUACAAGAAACACAAGAAGAUCACCGAGGAGUACAUCGAAUUCGCGAGGCGCCAGCUCAUUUCAAACCCUGGACUCAGGAAAGCGUACAACGAAAAUCACGGUAUCAUCAAGAUGCGCGAUGAUUUUUUGAUGGAGAGAGGCGUCAGUGGCGCCGAUGUCAUCAGGCAGGAGAUUGAGGCUGGUGAAGGUACCACUGUCUCGACUGAAGUCACGAAGAACGUAGUCCUUGUCCCGGUCGCUACCAUCGGCUGCGGCAAGACCACAGUAGCUGUUGCGCUUGCAAAGCUGUUCGGUUGGGGACACGUCCAGAAUGACAACAUCGAGGGAAAGAAGAACCGUCCGCAGAGGUUUGCGGAUGCCUGCACUGAUGCACUAAGAACCAGGCCGGUCGUCAUCUCGGACAGGAAUAACCAUCAGAAGAGAGAGCGAGAGCAGAUCAUGAGGGAUAUGCAGCAGAACCUCCGUGGUAACGACGUUCGCUUCGUCGCGUUGCAUUGGGUUCACGACCGCCAGAACUACGACCAGAUUCGCCAGGCCAUGCAGGAUCGUGUUUUGAGCCGUGGCGACAACCACCAGACCAUUCAGGCAAACAAGAAGGGCUCUGCAGAGGUCAUAGGCAUCAUGGAGGGAUUCCUGCAGAGGUUCCAGCCUGUCAACGCUGAUGAGGCGCCGGACGACCUUUUCGACCUGGUCAUCAAUCUCGAUGUCACGCGUUCUUCGCGAGAGAAUCUUGAGACGAUCGUCUCGCAGCUUAAUUCGGAAUAUCCUAGGCUGUUCGGCAACAUGCCCACCGCUGAAGACCUCGACAUCGCUAUUGAGGCCGCUCUCAAUGACUACAAGCCUGACAUCAAGCACGAGCUCAGCUUCGGCGGCAAAUCCAAGCAGCCCCAGCAGCAGAAUGGAAACACCGCUAAGCCCAAGGCCCCGAAGCUUGAUUACUUCUGCGUCAAGCUUCCUUCGAACCGCAUCAACGGUAUCCUCGACGGACUAUUCAAGGACCAGGACAUCACGACCCAGCAGUUCUACCGCCAGCUUCAGGGCUUGCGUCGCGUGCAGCCGGAAUUCCACGUCACCCUUAUCCAUCGCGCGUCGGCCAAAGAGCGCCCGGAACACUGGCAGAAGAUGCUCGACCUGCACUCCGCGCGCGCCUCCGCUACUGCUAAUACGACGGACCCGGAUCUCGGUACCGCAAAGGUGCAGUUGGAGCGGCUGGUUUGGGACAACCGCGUCAUGUGCUUCGUCGUCAGGUUGCUACCGCCGGCAGGCGCAGGCGACGAGGCGAAGGAGUGGGAGACGGCGAAUAACAUCGCACACGUGACGGUCGGCACGGCGAGCAAAGACAUCAAGCCGAAGGAGAGCAACGAUCUACUGAAGAGGUGGUUGCAGGAGGGUAGUGGAGAGGGCAGCGGGAUCAAGGAGAUUAUGAUACAUGGCCAGGUGGUGCUGGAUGGUGUCGUCAAGGGUGUUCCGCAGAGGUUCUGA
This is a messenger RNA of Lasiodiplodia theobromae, 2448 nucleotides long. RefSeq names its product tRNA ligase. Gene Ontology annotation, molecular function: GTP-dependent polyribonucleotide 5'-hydroxyl-kinase activity; RNA ligase (ATP) activity; phosphoric diester hydrolase activity. Lineage: Eukaryota; Fungi; Ascomycota; Dothideomycetes; Botryosphaeriales; Botryosphaeriaceae. Gene Ontology annotation, biological process: tRNA splicing, via endonucleolytic cleavage and ligation. The transcript has a single exon. Gene Ontology annotation, cellular component: nuclear inner membrane. The record is from RefSeq and is a predicted model, not a curated record. The coding region runs from base 1 to 2448 and encodes 815 amino acids.